Messenger RNA from Xiphias gladius (swordfish), 1415 nucleotides. RefSeq names its product HSPA (heat shock 70kDa) binding protein, cytoplasmic cochaperone 1 (gene hspbp1). The transcript is spliced from 8 exons. The coding region runs from base 212 to 1222 and encodes 336 amino acids. The record is from RefSeq and is a predicted model, not a curated record. NCBI's taxonomy places the organism in Eukaryota, Metazoa, Chordata, Actinopteri, Istiophoriformes, Xiphiidae.
GCAAGAACUUUUUGCUUGCCGUUUUGGUUCAAUGUUUACGGUGAAGCAUGGCAGCCUCCUUGCCACUCGUGAGAUCGGCUAGCUAGAAUGUUCUAGCGCAUUCAUGUUUCUGUGUUUACAGGGGGGGUAGAGUUGUUUCUAAGUCAUAAAGAACCCGUGUGUCCAUUUAUUCCGCUCAGUUGUAUAGGACUCUUUAAAAGCUGUACACAUCAUGGCAGAAGACAGCCAGAACAGGAGAUAUCCCCAAAAUCUUCAGGGGGUCCUGCAACUGGCAGUAGAGGCUGGAUCAGCUACAGAGGGACCUGCCCCUCUUGAACCCAUGUCAGAGGAGAGGAAAACAUGGCUGAGAGAGGCUCUUGCAGAAGUCCACAAAGGGCAAAUGGAUGAAGUGGAGCAGAUGAAGCAGUGCUUGGCAGUCCUACGCAAAGAGGGAGUGAGCGAAAGUGAGAGGGCGGGAGAGGAGGAGAGGGAUGAAGACGAGGUUGACGAUGAGCGGGAAUCAGCCUUUGAGAUCCUGUCGGAGUUGUGUGAGAAUUUGGACAAUGCUAGAGACCUGAUGAUUCUGGGUGGACUGGAGUUGUGCUUCUCCCAAUAUCUGUGUCAUGUCCAAAGUGGGCUAAGGUGGCGCGCUGCCCAGCUGAUUGCUUCCUGUGCUCAGAACAUGCCGCAGGUGCAGGUCCACUUGCUUACCAUUGGGGCGCUGCCAAAGCUGCUGCAGCUGACAGACUCAGACCCCCACCCCACCGUCAGAAUAAAAGCCCUUUACGCUGUCUCAUGUCUGGUCCGAGAGCAGGAAGCAGGACUCCAGGCGUUCCUGGCCCACGACGGUUUCUCAAUGCUAAUGCGAGGCAUGCAGUCGGAGAAUGAGAAGGUCAGGACCAAGUCGGCUUUCCUUUUGCUCAACCUGCUGACAUCACAUCCUGAACAGAAAGACACAGUUGUCUCCAUGGGUAUGGUACAGCAGCUGGUAUCUGUUCUCCGCACACCACACUCGCCUUUCCAUGAGCAUGUGCUUGGUGCCCUUUGUUGUCUGGUGGCGGACUGUCCACAGGGGCUCAAAGACUGCAUGAAUCCUGCUCUGGGUCUGGAGGAGCUACUCAGACAGCGAACCAGAGAGCUCCAAGGAAAGGAAGAAAGUCAGGAAGAACUGGACUUCUGCGAGCAUUUGAGGGCUAUGUGUUUCCGCGGGCAGACGCCAGAUGACAAUGGAAUGGAUCGCUGAAGUCUAAUUUACCUCACAUGUUUUGUUAUUAGUGUGCAAAGAUGUAACAGAACAUUUUUCAUGAUCUCAAUAAGUGAUAUUAAGCAACGUCCUUUUCAGUUAUGACUGUUGCUGUCCAUAUUUUGCAUGUACUCCAGGAGCUGGAUUUUACUGUGUACAUAACUGUGAUGUAUAAAAUACUUUUUUCCAGUCA